Molecule: messenger RNA, 889 nt
Organism: Hypoxylon fragiforme
Lineage: Eukaryota; Fungi; Ascomycota; Sordariomycetes; Xylariales; Hypoxylaceae
Exons: 3
Coding region: 174-548 (124 amino acids)
Source: RefSeq, a predicted model, not a curated record
UGAAGGCAGGCCGGAUUUUUUGGUUCCCAGAUCGUUGGACGUCGAAUCGAAAUCGGUUGGUGGUGGCGGCUUUUUCCCCCGUCCCCUCAACCGAGCACAGACACGCUCUCUCUCCCCCUCCCUUCCUUUAUACAAACGAGUGAUAGGUCCCCCUCAUUCCCCUUUUAGUGGCAAUGCGUGUGUGCCUUUGGUGUUGGCAUCGUAGGCUUGUUCUGAGGAUGGCAGUACCAACAGCUGCCUGUUGUGUACUCAGUUCCACAGUUGCCGCACGUGUGCAUUUGCAUAUUGUCGGUUUUGUGAAUAGUUAUCCGCUCCGGGAUAGGAAUAUGUGUAAAAUUAGGUUGUGUAUGUUCCUGACGGAUGGGAAAGACAAUAUGUGCUGUGUUGUGCUUGUGCAACAGGCCGAGAUAGGUUCAGAGCUGGGGACUAGCUUGGUUGGUUUUGGUAUUUUUUUUUUCCCUUUUUCCCUUGUUGAGGCACGUGUGUAUGUGUGUGUGUGUAUGUGUAUGUAUGUAGGUAUGUGUGUGUGUGUGUGUAUGUAUGUAUGAAGGAAGAAACACGUGGAAUACUAAGGUAAUACUAAAGUAGAAGUAGGAGUUUUGCUGUUUUGGAUUUAUAUAAGAACGAACGAAGCUAUGGUCGGGUUGGUAUUAAAGAAGGGUUGAGAGUGUGAGUUUGAGGUGUGUCUGAGAUUCAGAUUUCAGAUUCUUUGUGUCUCUGAUGAAGAAUUUAAUUCAAAGUUGGUGAUGACUCUCCCCCUCCCUUCUGGGGAAGCUAGACUAGAAAUUAUGAGCUGGGGUGGCCCUUCAACGGGGACCCUGAAGGAUCUUCACACCACCUGCCUACUACAUAGUACAGUACUACCUAGUACUACCUGGGUACAACCUGA